CGAGUCUACCUGCCUGGGAGAGAGGGGCCAGAGGACUUAAAAGGGACGGAGGGCUUCCCCUUAUCUGCCUCUGGCCCACAUCCCAAGUCAUUCCCUUCUUUCGACCACUUCUCGUCAUCGGCUGCUUCAGACGAUCAUGCGUUCUUAUCUCGUUGCCACCGCCGCCCUUGUCCUUGUCGGUUUCAUGACGCUUUCAGUAUCGGCUAUGCCGGUCAGGAAGCGCGAUCCAUCAAUUCUCAAUGGCAACUCCCCCGACAACACGAUUGUCGUAGGUGGAACAUUCAACAGUUACGCCCCGGCUUUGGACCACUCAAAAUCGUUCAUCGGGUACAAGGCAAUGUCGCAGGACCUACCCAAGCACCGCAUGCCACCGCAACAAGCCAACAAAUACUGCCGGCCGGAACCAGUCCGUGCCCAGGCAUGCCCCGAUCCCGCCAAGGACAAAGUGGAAAAGACUCAUUCGAGUGCUCCUCCUCCUUUGGGACUUUCUCCUACAAAGCCAAAAGAACCCAAAGCCAUGUCAAUCUCGGACUUCUGGCAGGAACUAGUGUCCUGGUUGCAAGAGCCCUUUGGCUUGUGAAGCGAGAACGAAGGUCCUGGCCAGACAACAUUUGUUCAUGACAUUGAUGUCUACUGGUGUAUCUUGUCAUAGUGUUUCCACUCC
This is a messenger RNA of Acaromyces ingoldii, 664 nucleotides long. RefSeq lists its product as hypothetical. The record is from RefSeq and is a predicted model, not a curated record. Bases 137 to 580 code for a protein of 147 amino acids. Lineage: Eukaryota; Fungi; Basidiomycota; Exobasidiomycetes; Exobasidiales; Cryptobasidiaceae. The transcript is spliced from 2 exons.